Molecule: messenger RNA, 4958 nt
Organism: Esox lucius (northern pike)
Lineage: Eukaryota; Metazoa; Chordata; Actinopteri; Esociformes; Esocidae
Gene: sema4ba
Product: sema domain, immunoglobulin domain (Ig), transmembrane domain (TM) and short cytoplasmic domain, (semaphorin) 4Ba
Exons: 16
Coding region: 500-3082 (860 amino acids)
Biological process (GO): positive regulation of cell migration; neural crest cell migration; semaphorin-plexin signaling pathway
Molecular function (GO): chemorepellent activity; semaphorin receptor binding
Source: RefSeq, a predicted model, not a curated record
UCGGUCUGGGAGCCACGCACGGGUUGAGUUCAGCCGCAGCCCUGGGCAUCUCUGGGGACCCCUGCGGAGCUUCUGUUCCUCUGUCACCGCCUGACUGGGAGCUACUGGUACGGACCACCGCAGGACCUUGUCCUCUAUUGCUCAAGGAUAGAAUGAAAGCAUGUGUCAUCUAUCAAGAAUCAAAACUUGGUCUUUCUUGAGCUUGGAUGCUGCCAAAGGACACGAUUCAAUGCAGACUGUAUAGCAGCUUUCAUUGACUUUAAGAUCUCCGCAGAGGCCCUGGGGUGGUGUGAGCGCAUGGAGGUCGACCGGAGGAGGCCGUCCGUCCUGGUAGGCCCGUUUUGAGAUCAAUGGUCAUCACUCCGAGUCCAAAAUUGUCUGCAGCCCCCGUUUGUCUGCAACUCUACGUUGACAACAGAGCCCAGGUCUCCCAUUCAGGGCCCCGGACCCACAGGAAGAGAGGGGGAGGAAAUAAAUGCAGGGGAGAUAAAGACACUUCAUGAAUUCCACGAAACCUCGAAAGACGAACAGAGCGAGUUGGCCGGCAGUCGUAAGUAGAGGAGUCAUGGGGACAAUAAGCAUAGACCAGCUCUGUCUCCCGGCCUUCACCAUCCUACUGGUCUAUGCCUUGGUCCAAGCUGCUGCCACCGAGGACGAUGUCACUCCAAGACUCAGCUUCACUUACAAUGCUAAAGAGAGGUCAGCCAAAAUGUUCUCAGUGGAUGGUGUCUUCAAUUACACCUCUCUGCUCCUCAGUAAAGAAGAUAACAUGCUCUAUGUUGGGGCACGAGAAGAGCUUUUUGCUCUCAACCUCUCAGAUAUCAGCAGUGUCAAGCUACAAAGGAAUCUUACCUGGAGCACUCCUAAGAGGAAGAGAGAUGAGUGCAGUUUCAAAGGCAAAGACUUACAGACUGAUUGCUUCAAUUACAUCAAGAUAUUACUGCGUGUGAACAGUACACAUUUAUAUGUGUGUGGGACGUACGCCUUCAGUCCCAUCUGUGCAUACAUAAACACAGCCGACUUUACCCUGGUGAGGACGCAGACUGGGGAGAUUGUGACAGAAGACGGACGCAGUCGUUGCCCGUUCAACCCUGAGUACAAGUCCACCGCCAUUAUCUGUGAUGGAGAGCUGUAUGCUGGUACAACCAGUAAUUUCCAAGGAAAUGAACCCAUCAUUUACAAGAGCCUUGGCCAAGGUGCUGCCUUAAAAACAGAAAACUCCUUGAAUUGGCUGCAAGACCCAACUUUUGUGGGCUCUGCCUACAUCCAGGAAAGCCUGCCCAAAGGCAACCCAGUGGGAGAUGACGAUAAGAUUUACUUCUUCUUCAGCGAAGCGGGAAAGGAGUUUGAUUUCUUUGACAACACCAUUGUGUCCCGCAUCGCUCGCGUGUGUAAGGGCGACAAAGGCGGAGAGAGGGUGCUGCAGAAGAAAUGGACCACCUUCCUGAAAGCCCAGCUCCUGUGUUCGCUUCCUGAUGAUGGCUUCCCCUUCAACAUCAUCCAGGACAUGUUUGUGUUGACGCCCAGCCCAGAAGACUGGAGGAGCACUGUGUUCUAUGGGGUCUUCACCUCACAGUGGUAUAAAGGGGCCUCUGGCAGCUCAGCGGUGUGUGCCUUCACCAUGGACCAGGUGAACGGGGCCUUCAAUGGCCGUUACCGGGAGGUCAACCGGGAGAACCAGCAGUGGUACGCCUACAACCACCCGAUCCCAGAUCCACGGCCGGGAGCGUGCAUCACUAAUUCGGCUCGGGACCAAGGCAUCCCCUCCUCUCUGCACAUGCCUGACAAGGUACUGAACUUUGUCAAGGACCACUUCCUGAUGGACACCGUGAUCCGCAGCCAGCCCCUCCUGCUGAAACGCAGCGUCCGCUACACGCAGAUAGCUGUCCACAGGGUCCAGGCCCUCCACAAGCACCACAACGUCCUCUUUAUCGGAACAGAUGACGGGAGGCUUCACAAAGCCAUCAACAUCAAUAACAAAAUGCACAUCAUUGAGGAGAUGGUACUUUUCACGGACCUGCAGCCUGUCCAACACAUUGAACUGGACUCUGAGAAGGGCCUGCUGUUUGUAUCCUCUUACUCUGGCCUGGUAGAGGUCGCUGUGGCUAACUGCUCCAACUACCAGAGCUGUGGAGAGUGUAUCCUGUCCAGGGACCCUUACUGUGCCUGGGCAGGGAAGCAGUGCCUGGAUGUCAGACUGAAUUCACCAGAAAUCCACUGGCAGCAGGACGUGGACGAGGCAGACACUUCCGGUAUCUGCGACAAGACACAACCCAUCCCUCGGUUCUCUAAAUCCCCACCAACAUCGUUAUCUUUGUGCCAGUUGAUAAUGAUACCGGCCAAUACGUUCAAAGUGCUACCCUGUAAGCUGCGCUCCAACCUGGCGGAAAGGAGGUGGGAGUACAGUGAGGGCGCAAGUCACUUUCUGUACCCAGGCCCAGAUGGAGGACUGGUGGUGGUGGCCCAGGCUGACAGGCAGGAGACAUAUGAGUGCUGGUCAGUGGAGGAGGGCUUCAGGCAGCUGCUGGCCAACUACUGCGUGAAGGGGGAAGCCAGGCAGGAGAGCACCACCUUGAACGGCCGCUCACGUACCCCUCUGGUUCCAAAGGAAGAGACGAUUAUCCUCCCGGGAGAGACGCGGUCGCCGCAGGUCAACACCAAGACCUACUGGAACGAGCUCAUUGUGGUGUGUGCAUUGCUGGGGUUCUCCCUGGUGGUCUUCUCCUUGUUUGUGGUGUACAGGAACCGUGAGCGCAUGAAGUCCAUGCUGAAGGAGGGGGAGUGUCCCAACAUUCAGCCGAAAAAGCCCAGAAUAGUGGGCAAGCCGACAGAAAACUUGCCUCUGAAUGGCAACAGUGCAGUUCCAGCAUCUGUGUCGGACCACAAGGGUUAUCAGGCCCUCAAUGACAACUACAUCUGCAGCACGUCCCCACAUGAAUGUUCAUCGCCGGAAAAUAGCAAGAGCUUCUCAGAGUCGGAGAAGAGGCCUCUGAACUUAAAGGAGAGCACAGUAGAGAUUUCCCCCACAUGCCCGCGGCCCCGGGUGAGACUGGGCUCCGAGAUUAAAGACUCCAUUGUGUGAGGACAACUGUAGGUGAUUUGAAGCACAAGAUGGUACCGCGAACAUUGAGUGACUAACUUUAACUGUAAAGAAAAAGAGACGUGGUGGAAGAAAGACUAAAAAGGAGGGUACACUGGGAAUUCUUCACAGGGGUGGGGCGUCUCAUUACGCCGAUGUUGCACUUUUAUCUUUUUCAUGUAGUUUCUGUAGUCGACUCUCAUUUCCUUGUUAUACAAACUGCCAUCAGACUAUUACAACUGCGCGGUGAUGCUCUCGGUGGGCAUUGGGCACGUCGUGGAUGCUGUCCUUAAAACAGUCGUCGUGGUUUUGUCACAUUUGUGGCACUUAAUCCGUCCAAAUGAUGUUGUCAUUAUAUUGAAAAGCAGAGUGUUGCCGUCGGUUCACCACUGACCAACUACUCUCACAUCUACAUCAACCGUUAGCAUGGGCUUAUCCCUUCACUGAUCCCUUCACUGACACAAUAAAUACUCGAUAACAACCUCUACCACAGAUCACAGAAUAGUAGAGUAGGCUUUUUUCUGAGGACCUUUUAUACUAGUGCUCAAAUACAGUUUAAUACUGUGGCUGGUCUUCAUCUCCACAUAACCGAGCAGACAUUAGAAUGAAACCUACAGGCCAAAAGACACGCUGGCCAUCCCAGAGAGACAAGGAGAGGAACCGAUGAGGAAGGAUGGAAAGAGGGAGGGACCACCUGGAAUGAGCUGAGUGGAAAAGACCACGCUAGAGAAUAGCAUACUGUACAUUUAAGAACAGAAAGGUAUUGUCUUCUAGACCCUCUGCUCUGCUUUAUGAGGACAUUACAGGAUUAAGUACGGACUCAGUGAUUCAUGUCUUGUUAAGGAUGAUGGAGAGUGGGCAAAUCGAAUGGAGAGUUGCACAGAUAGGAUUCGUACGCCUCAAGGUUUUGGAAGAUACUGUAUGGUGCCUAAGUUAUGUGUACGAUUGAAAUUCACAGGGUUGAAUUCUACCCCUGAAAUGACAAAAGACCCUAGACCGGGUAUUACCAUAUUGUUCAUUAUGGAGCAGACAGACUAUGCAAUGCACAUAAUGUGAUGUGGGCAGAAAUGUCACACCAAAAGAGAAUCUCACCUUGAGACUGUGCAAGCACAAAGGUGUCAACACAAUCUGGAUUACUGAGAAUCAGAGGCAUUAUACUUAAAUAGAAUUACGUAUGCAAGUGAUCGUGAGCCAUUUCUGUGUCUAAGGCUGGGGAAGAGAAAGAGACUCUAUGCCUGGAGUCGUUUUAGCUUUGCUGGGGUCCUGGUGAUAUGUAAGAUAGUGCCAGUUGGGUACUGAUUCCUUCAGUCCAAAUGUGUAUCACUUCCGGCAUCAAGUUGGGCAGUGAAACCCGUUGAAUCAGUUGCUUUGAAGGCCCUGCCCUGGCCCUGUCAUUCAGAAGCCAGUGAACAGCAGUGGUUACUAAAACAGCUGGAGUGUCAGAACACAAUAUAGUGUCAGCCUGCAGAACUCUUGGUUACGUUGAUUGGGACACAGAAGAUACUGCGUUGUUUUUGUGUAUUUUUAUUGAUCCCCAGUCCUGGUGAGUGGGGGGUGGGGGCAGUUUAACUUCCUUGAUUUAUGUAAACAAAGUCAUUAUUUUGUGCCAAAAAACAUUUCUUAGAAGGUUUCUUUCCUAAGAAACACAACCGUAAUGGCAAAUAAAUGCGCUAUGUUUAUUGGGCCUGACUGAUUCACCAUCAAGGAAUAAAUGCUUAAGUCAUUCACAGUGUAACCAUUGAGUGCAUAUGAAUUCGGCCAUAUGCACCACCAUUGCCACUGGUUCAGUGACAUUAACGACUGUAAACUGGGCUUUACUAACAUGGAGCCAAGGCAAACACAACAAUUGUGAACUAGUGUUUUGGAACUUUUUUUUUUU